GAAGCCAGGCUCCAUGGCUGGUGGAAGCGGAAGAGGUCCUUUGUGUGCCUUCCGCCUCUUCUGCUGCCUGUUUCUGCCAAGCCAGUGUUGUUCGCAGUGUUCUCAGGUGUGGAUUAGUAGUCCCACUUCCAGACUGGCUUGAACCCUCUUGUCCUCCCUGUUUGCCUUCCCAAUUCAAAAUGGAUAGUGUAGAAGAACCUCAGAAAAAAGUCUUCAAGGCUCGCAAAACAAUGAGAGUGAGUGACCGUCAGCAGCUCGAAGCUGUGUAUAAAAUCAAAGAAGAGGUGCUGAAAACCGAUGCUAGACUCUUAAAUGGGAACCACGAAAAUGGAGAUCUGGAUCCCACCUCGCCUUUGGAAAAUACAGAUUGUAUUCAAGAUAGAGAAGAAGUGAACGGGAUCGAAGGGAUUAGUUUUGAAUCUGAAGAAAGUAAAACAGAAUUGAAAGAAACACCUUGUAUCCCAAAUGUUAGUGUAAAAAACAAGCAAGAACAGGGUUCAAGUAAUGAACCUUCAUCUCCUAGUGUGACUUCCGAGCCUGCUUCUCAGCUAACCAGUGAACCAGCCUCUGCUACCCCAGCCCCUGCUACCCCAGCCCCUGCUACCCCAGCCCCUGCUACCCCAGCCCCUGCUACCCCAGCCCCUGCUACCCCAGCCCCUGCUACUCCAGCCCCUUCUACCCCAGCCCCUGCUGAUCUGACCACAGAAGAGCUGGCUGCUGGAGUACCAGCCACUGAUGGCUCUCCCUGUGAGGAGUCCCCUUCUAGUGAUCCCUCCUCCCGUGAUCUCACCCUUAGUGAUCCCACCUCUGCAGAUACUGCUUCUGAAGAGCCUGCCUCUGAUGAUCUUGCCUCUGGUGGUUCCACCUCUGGUGAGCCGCUGUCGGAUGAAGCAGUUUCAUGUGAACCAGUUACAGAUGAAGUGGUUGCUGGUGAAGUGGCAGUGGUGUCUUGUGACUUGGCCUCUGGGGAGCCAUCUUCUGAUGAUUGUGCCCGCUCUGGUGAUUUGCCUUCUGAUGAUCUGCCUUCUAGUGAUGAGCCCUCUGGUGGCCCUACCUGUAGCAGACUGGCUUCUGGUGAGCUGGCUCCUGGUGAGCUGGCUGCCGAAUCAGCCACUGAUACUUUUAAACCAAGUUCUGUGCCAGUUUGUGAACCAAGUCCUGAAACUGACAAGACAGAGCAGAGUGGCAAUAACAAUGAUGAUUGUUCAGAAAAAAAUGAAGACAGUGAAAACGUAGACCAAAUUCAAAGUAAAAACUCAUUUGAUGAGGAAGAUAAAACUAACAAUAAUGUUGGUGAGAAGGAAGAAACUCUAGAAACACACAGUGCAAUUAUUUGUUGUGAUCUACCUCCAGAAAAUACAAAGAAGGUAGAGGAAGAGCCCAUUGCCGCGCUUGCUCUCGCAGAAGAGGCCAUCUCCAGCAGUAUGGAAGUUGACCAAAGUGAGAAGGAUGAGCACAAAAGUCCUGCGGAAGCUGAGGAAGCUGUCAGUGACAGUGCUGCAGAAGACAAGAAGGAGACUGCUUUAGACACCACGGACUCCAUGGAAACAGACGAGAUCAUUCCUAUUCUGGAAAAGCUUGCACCUGCGGAGGAUGAACUUCCUUGCUUUUCAAAGACUUCUCUCCUUCCGGCUGAGACAAGUCAAGAUUUGGAAGAGAAAAUGGAGGGUUCUUUUGGCUCACCAUCAAAACAAGAAAGUACUGAGAAUUUGCCAAAAGAAGCCUUUUUGGUCCUCUCUGAUGAAGAGGACAUUUCAUGCGGAAAAGAUGAGCCCGAGGUUAUAUCACAAAAUAAGCCGAGCUCUCCAGAAGUAGAAAGGAAUGAAAAGGACAGCAAAGCUGAGGAGGAGGAGGAGCGAGUGCCGGAUGAGGAGCGGCUACCUGUGAGAAAUGAAUUUUCCAGACGAAAACGUUCUAAAUCAGAAGACAUGGACAGUGUGCAGUCCAAACGUCGGCGCUAUAUGGAAGAAGAAUACGAGGCAGAGUUUCAAGUAAAGAUCACAGCCAAGGGAGACAUUAACCAGAAGCUUCAGAAGGUUAUACAGUGGUUACUUGAAGAAAAAUUGUGUGCUCUCCAAUGUGCUGUGUUUGAUAAGACUUUGGCAGAAUUGAAAACCCGAGUGGAAAAGAUAGAAUGCAACAAAAGGCAUAAAGCAGUUCUUUCCGAGCUGCAGGCCAAGAUAGCCAGAUUAACCAAACGUUUUGGAGCAGCCAAAGAUGAUCUUAAGAAAAGACAAGAAAGCCCUCCAAACCCACCUGUAUCACCAGGAAAGCCUGCCAGUGAUGUCAGCAACAAUAACAAUGUGACCUACAGAAAUGCAGGCACGGUACGACAAAUGCUGGAGUCGAAAAGAAAUGUUAGUGAGGGUCCACCGCCAUCCUUUCAAACUCCUGUGAAUACAGUGUCGUCAGCCAGUCUUGUCACUCCUCCGGCGAUUGUCAGUAGUCAGCCUAAACUGCAGCCUUCGGCGACCUCAGGUUCUCUGCCAGCAGCAUCUCUUCUUCCUGCUCCCAACACAGCCACAGUCGUUGCCACUACUCAGGUGCCUAGUGGAAACCCUCAGCCUACAAUCUCCCUGCAGCCCCUACCAGUGAUUCUGCAUGUCCCUGUUGCCGUAUCCUCUCAGCCUCAGCUCCUGCAAAGCCAUCCAGGGACUAUCGUGACGAAUCAACCAUCUGGCAACGUUGAAUUCAUAUCUGUGCAAAGCCCACCAACAGUGAGCGGGCUUACCAAAAAUCCAGUAUCCUUGCCGCCCUUGCCAAACCCCACCAAACCAAACAUUCCGUCAGUGCCCAGUUCUAGUAUUCAGAGGAACUCUUCUGCCAGUGCUGCACCCUUGGGGACAACCCUCGCUGUGCAGGCCGUUCCCACUGCACAUUCUAUUGUGCAGGCCACAAGGACUUCUUUACCCACAGUAGGCCCAUCAGGACUUUAUAGCUCCUCUAACAAUCGAGGCCCAAUACAGAUGAAAAUCCCAAUAUCUGCUUUUAGCACUUCAUCUUCUGCAGAACAAAAUAGCUCUGCCAACCCGCGAACCGAAAAUCAAACAAACAAAACAGUAGAUUCUUCUGUUAAUAAGAAAAUGGCAGACAGCACAUCACAGAGUGGGAAAGCUUCUGGCAAUGACUCAAGCAGUGUCAUCGACCUCACAAUGGACGAUGAGGAGAGUGGGACUACACAAGCAGAGCCCAAGAAGCUGAGUCAUCCUGCGCCAGCCAUGAGCACUUCUCAGCCCAUGCCUCGACCACUGCAGCCUAUUCAGCCAGCACCACCUGCUCAGCCGUCUGGAGUGCCGACAAGUGGGCCGUCUCAGACGACCAUCCACUUACUGCCUACAGCUCCAACCACCGUGAAUGUAACACAUCGUCCAGUAACUCAGGUGACCACAAGACUCCCUAUACCAAGAGCUCCCGCAAAUCACCAGGUGGUUUAUACAACUGUGCCAGCACCACCAGCUCAGGCUCCCCUGCGAGGAACCGUUAUGCAGGCUCCUGCUGUUCGCCAGGUCAACCCUCAAAAUAGUGUUACAGUUCGAGUGCCUCAGACCACCACAUACGUUGUGAACAACGGACUCACCCUGGGAUCAGCAGGGCCUCAGCUCACGGUGCAUCACCGGCCACCACAAGUGCAUACUGAGCCUCCACGCCCUAUGCAUCCAGCACCCUUACCGGAAGCCCCACAGCCUCAGCGUCUGCCCCCAGAAGCUGCCAGCACUUCCCUGCCUCAGAAACCACACUUGAAGUUAGCACGAGUUCAGAGUCAGAAUGGCAUCGUGCUGUCGUGGAGUGUCCUGGAAGUGGAUCGGAGCUGUGCUACUGUUGACAGCUACCAUCUCUACGCUUACCACGAGGAACCCAGUGCCACUGUGCCCUCUCAGUGGAAGAAGAUUGGCGAGGUCAAAGCCCUUCCUUUGCCAAUGGCCUGCACUCUGACUCAGUUCGUGUCUGGCAGCAAGUACUACUUUGCCGUGCGCGCCAAGGACAUUUAUGGACGUUUUGGGCCUUUCUGUGACCCUCAGUCCACGGACGUGAUCUCUUCCUCCCAGAACAGUUAGACCUUGGAGCCUUCAGCUUCUUUUCAAAGUUGCACAUUUUGGGCUUGUUUUUAAUCUUGUGCAUGAAAUUUAAUGUAAAAUCCACCUUGUGCAAGAUCUCUUGGACAGAUGAGUGUACACACUAUGUUUGUUUAUAACCGAAGUAUAAUAAAUUCAGCCGGUAAAGCAAGUCUUCCCCUGAACAAGUCAAGCUUCAGGGGCUUCAAAUGUAAAUUGUUCCUUGCUUUAGUUAUGAGGCUGGGGAAUUCAUAUGGGUGUCCGUGUGUGUCUUCUUCUUUCUUUCUUUCUUUCUUUCUUUCUUUCUUUUUUGUUUUAAGCUUUAAAUUUCUGGGCGUGUGUUUAUCACAGUGCAGUCCCCAUUUUCACUCCUCAUAUUACCUCUCCUGGUGGGAAAUGAUAGAUAAAGAAUCUGAGGGGUUGCUGGCCUGCUUCUACCUUUAGGGGGAUCUAGAAGAUCAAAGACUCGAAACAAAGUCCAAAGAAAUGAAAAGAAAAAAAAAUAUUUAGCUUAAAGCGGAUUAAUUUUAACAGAAGGGAUAUUCUUUCCAUAAUUUCUUUGAUUUUUUUUCUGUGUUACUGAUUAGGUAAAAAAUUUUGUAUCUGUACCCCAAGUCCCUAAUCUGGCUUCUCCAUUUGUGUUGUGCCUUAGAAGCUACAGAAAUACAUAGACCACAUGCCUGUCAUUGUUUCUUCUCUCUCAGCUUUCAUUUAUUCAUUGCCACCAAGGACACCACACCCUUUAUGCAUUUUUAGAACCGAGUUGUGUAGGGUGUGUUUUCCUCAUCUUUUAUAACAUCACUGUAUCACAAAAUCCAAAAAUUUGACUUCUGUUUUCUUUUAAUUUUGCCCAUUAUUUAGCUGCAUAAAAUAGGCCAUGUUGUUUAAGAAAAUUUAAUGUCUAUGUUGUAUUGUUAGAGAAUCUGCAGGAAGUUGUGGUUCAUCUCAUCACUUAUGGAGAGUGUCCUUUCCCAGACAGUAAAUGCUCACGAAAGAGCUGGAGCUCAGAUCUCCUAAUUCUUCGAGAGAGACCCUUCCUGCUUUAGCCUUCACUUCGAGUGGUGGUGUCCAGUACUGUCUGAUGUCAUCAACUUUGGAUAGAACUUAGAAGCGUGUCCUUUGGGUCAUUUCACACAGCUCCGAGAUCCGGUCAGCUCAUUGUUUCUCUUUCCUCUGCCCGUGCAUGCCCAGGGAGUCAGCCAGGCGCCUUAGAGUUGCAGACGAGGAAGGGUGAGGGUGAGCGAGGCAUUGUGGGAUUUGUGCAGUCACUUUCCAGCUCUUUCCUCCUACAGCAUUUUUAAGACAUACUUCUGCCUUCAUCAGUCAUUCUCUUUUGCUGGCAUUGGAAGUGGGGAGCUCCAGUCCCGUUGUGUAUUCGUGCCUUGGGUGGCUGACAGCAGGAGUCAUCUAGUUGUGACAACAGGGUCUUUGAUGACUUCUCCCUGGCUUUGCUCUGUCAUCUUCAGUGUGCAUGAACAUUUUGGUUAAUGAAGGAAGCCUGCAGUUGCCAAAGUGUAAAUGCUCCUAAGCUUCCACAUGCAAGUCAGUUUCCCCAAAGUUUAGCGUAGCCUGCUGCUGUGCAGCAAGGACUCAGAUUUGUGAUCAUGUUCAUCAUGUUACCAGUGUUAGGCAGUGAGAAUUUGGGAAGGAGGAAAUGAUUUCGUAUGCAAGAUCACCUCUCUGUACCAGCAUGUUCGUUCAUCACGUGUUGUGGGAGGCACAGGGUUGCUGUUCUCAACAUCACUCCUGUCUAUGUCUUGAAAAACAUACGCAAAAUUGGUUUUACUGGCUGGUCUGCCCAAUAGCCAAUGGAAGUUUCCCGGGUGAAUAUUUUUGUUUAUAUUCACUAAUCAUUUUUUUCUCUUGUUCUUUUUUAAAUGUUUCCAUAGUGUUAUAUAAUUAGGUGAAGAAAGCCCAGUAGGAUUACUAUAUUUUGUUGUUUUGGCUUCUACUUGGGGAUUUUUGUCAAAAAAAAAAAAAAUCUUAAAUAAUGGCUCUAGAUGUAACUUUCCUGCAGCAGGUAGUUACCUCCAGAUUGGAAAUCAGGUAUGAAGAGAGACUGUAAUUGUUGAGGGAGAACACUCUUUUGGAUACAAUCUCCUCAGGUGACCUGCCACUAGGCUUCGGCCAGCAGCCACCUUGAGUUUUCUGGCAUGUGCUAGGCUUUUUUCUGUGGGGCAGAUGGGCAUUGGCUUUCUCUCUGGCUGUCUGUGGGGGAGAAUGGAAGCAGCCACAGGCCUCAGCACCCUUGGGAUUUAGGAGCAGUACAUGUCCCAUGGCUCUCUGUUGCCUCCUGCUCAAAGUAUCACAGAUAAGCUCAGUUGUCCCAUUUGGGGGAUUCAUGUUUGCUCCAUUUUUAGCCUGACAAUACUGCUAAGUAUUGCCUCACCGGGAAUCCUGGAAACUUCUCAAGUGCCAUCUUGAGGUGUCAGGUGUUUGUACGGGAAUGAACGGGAAUAGUAAUGUUUGUUACUCUGCUGUGUCAGUACUUUCCACCCCGUUUUAAGCGUGAGCACACCUCUUUCAUGUAUGUCCUUGCUGUUGGCAUACAAAGACAGCCUUGGUUGUGACUGUUAACUUGACAAGGUGACUGGCCCUGUUUCUCUAGGCUCAAGUUUUAAACUGUAGAAUACUUUGUACUGUGCAGUGAAGCGUGACUUUAUGAAAGAAACGAGAGUUUUCUUCCUUAGAAAUAGUGGGCUGAGCACCAUUCCCCUCACAGAGAGGAAUCCUCCUUGACCUCCCCUCCCCCAUGUGCCAGAUAAGGGGUACCUUAAAAGCACGUGUGUCUCAGGGGUUUCAGGCACACCUCUGCUGCUUUCUUUAUACACGCCAGAUGGGUGUUCUUGUUGCCUGCUCCAUUGUGUUAAACAUCUUCCAGAUUACCACUCGUGUCAGUGCCUGGAGACAUUUCACUUCCCGCGAGUUUCCCAGUACUGUGUAUGCUUUAAAAUGCUGUGUGUGGCAUCUUCUCACUUCCAGAUGCUGCUAUCUCACCCUGUAAGGACCACAAAGACAGCCUUCCAAGUCCCUGACUCGGCCUUAGGCCAUUCAGUAUCUUCAUUAUAUUUCCUGCUUCCCUCUGGUUGGGUCACAUGUUUGGUUCUCUUGGAAAUACAUGUCCUUGUGCAUAGAUGAUAACUGGGCAAUUGUGUGAUUCUGCCUGCCUUAAUUAUUUUCUGGGCAAAUGGCUUCAAAGAAAUAUUUGAGGGGCACACAAAAAAUUAGAACAGUAACCAUGAGUUUGUCAGUAUAGGAGGCUUACCAAAUUCUUAAACCUCAUCCCCUUGAGUCAGCUGAAAGGGAGUAGCUGAAGAGACACCGCUCUCAUCUUCAAAUGAUUUUAUCAUGUUCAAACUUUUAUUUUUGUGUUUUUUAUGUAGAGACAACUGAGUACCUAUCAUUUAAAUAUUUAAAUGAAUUCCCCCCUCCUUUUGUAAAUAAGGGAAUUAAGCAAUCAAACACCUGGGAAUCCUAGCUUGAGAUUUAUUAACAAUUUCAAACAUAAAUGUAAAAAUAAGCCCCUCGCAGGACAACCUGCAAUCUGAUUUUUGUUCAUUGCGGUUGAAUGUGUAAAUAAUAAAAUGAUGUAAGGCCUUCCUGAGGUCUCAUUAACUGGACUGUAGCAAGUUGCCCUAUUUUCUGUUAGGUUUUGACAGUUUUCAUUCUCUUUCCUCCAUGUAUAGUAGAGUGCUGUUUGUGUACGUGUUAACUGCAGUGGGGAUUUGUCCAGCAAGCCUGAAAUUUGUACUCUGAAAUAAAUGAUUGGGUUUUUAA
Molecule: messenger RNA, 7829 nt
Organism: Microtus oregoni (creeping vole)
Lineage: Eukaryota; Metazoa; Chordata; Mammalia; Rodentia; Cricetidae
Gene: Atf7ip
Product: activating transcription factor 7 interacting protein
Exons: 15
Coding region: 180-4055 (1291 amino acids)
Biological process (GO): regulation of DNA-templated transcription
Cellular component (GO): transcription regulator complex; nucleus
Molecular function (GO): transcription coregulator activity; protein binding
Source: RefSeq, a predicted model, not a curated record